AUGAGAGCACCGUCAGAAAACCGAUGGAACAGUGGGGCACCUCGGAAGAUCAGGGUCAAGCUGGAUCUCAAUUUCACUUUGCAGAGAUAUACUAACUUCUGCUCGAAUGUUACGGCCCUUAUCUUUGAGGAGCCCAGACUCGAACUCGCCCUGGGGGGAAGUCUCUUCUUCAUUCUUCGUCAACAAGAAAUGGCGACCGACACUCACGCGGAGAAAGAGGCAGAGCUAUCAACAUCUGCUGCUAACCAAGAUGGCAGCCAGCACAGCCCGGAUGUCGAGGAGGGAACUCAUGCUCCAGCCAGACAGAAGCUCGGUCGUGACUUUCAAAGUCGACACAUGCAAAUGAUCGCCAUUGGAGGAUCUAUCGGUGCUGGACUCUUCAUCUCCUCCGGUGGUGCACUAUACACGGGAGGUCCCGCGGCUCUGCUUGUUGGGUAUCUUAUUAUCGGCGUGAUGAUCCUCUGCACCGUACAGGCACUCGGUGAACUGGCAGUCAUGUAUCCAGUGAACGGGGCUUACUACGUCUACGCUGUCCGCUUCAUCGAUCCAGCCUGGGGCUUCGCCAUGGGAUGGCAGUAUGUACGGGGCUGGCUGAUCACUCUGCCUUUUGAGAUUACCGCUGCCGGAAUUACAAUCAGUUAUUGGCAUGAGUACAACAUUUCCAUUUGGAUUGUGGUGUUCCUUUCUCUCCUGGUCCUAGUUCAGUACUUUGGUGUUAAGGGUUAUGGCGAAGUUGAAUUUAUCCUGGGUCUCAUUAAAAUUAUUGCCAUCGUCGGCUUCGUUAUCUUUGGCAUCGUUGUUGAUUGCGGCGCGAAUGGAAACACGGCCUUUCGCAAUGGAUUCAAGGGCUUUUGCACCGUCUUCGUCGUCGCCGCAUUCGCCUUUGCAGGCACCGAACUCGUCAGUCUCGCCGCCGCCGAAGCAGCAAACCCGCUAGAGGCCCUACCUAAAGCCACAAGACAGGUCAUCUUUCGGAUUGCGGGCUUAUACAUCACCUCCCUUCUGAUCGUCGGCCUCAUCGUACCAAACAACUCAGUCGACCUCCUCGGCGCAUCUGGCGCCAAUACGAAGGCCUCUCCGUUUGUCCUUGCAAUUCAAUACGCAGGAGUCAAAGGUCUCCCGUCCGCUUUCAAUGCCGUGAUCACCAUCUCGGUUCUCUCAGUCGCCAACUCAUGUACCUACGGCUCCACACGUACAAUGCAAGCACUUGCCGCCGAUGGCAUGGCUCCUCGAUUUCUUGCCUGGAUCGACCAUAAAAGCCGCCCUUUCUGGCCGAUCAUCAUUCAACUACUCUUUGGUUUGCUGGCCUUUAUCAAUUUGGCUGCGAGCGGCGAGACCGUGUUUUACUGGCUCCUGGCUAUUAGUGGACUUUCAGUCUUCUUCAUCUGGGGCUCGAUUUGCCUCAGUCACAUUCGGUUCCGAGCGGGAUGGAAAGCGGCUGGAAGAUCUCUGGAUGAGAUUCCUUCCGUAUCUCCACUCGGCGUCACGCUUGUUUGCGUCUGUUUAAUAGCGACAUUCUACGUCGCUUUGUUUCCCAUCGGUGGUGAGCCGAAUGCAGAGGCAUUUUUGAUGAGUUAUCUGGCUGCUCCUAUCGCCGUAGUGCUGUUUAUAUUUUGGAAGUUUUGGAGCAAGGACAGUGGGUUUCUGGUGAAAGUGAUGGAUAUGGACCUUGACAGCGGUAGGAGAGAGUUUCAGGAAUAUUUGGAAACGAUUGAAAGGGGAAGCAAGGCGAAACAGAGUCUUGGACGUCGGGUGAUGGGUCUCUUCGUUUAA
Molecule: messenger RNA, 1773 nt
Organism: Rhinocladiella mackenziei CBS 650.93
Lineage: Eukaryota; Fungi; Ascomycota; Eurotiomycetes; Chaetothyriales; Herpotrichiellaceae
Exons: 6
Coding region: 1-1773 (590 amino acids)
Biological process (GO): amino acid transmembrane transport
Cellular component (GO): membrane
Molecular function (GO): amino acid transmembrane transporter activity
Source: RefSeq, a predicted model, not a curated record